Messenger RNA from Choloepus didactylus (southern two-toed sloth), 5892 nucleotides. RefSeq names its product beta-secretase 1 (gene BACE1). The transcript is spliced from 9 exons. NCBI's taxonomy places the organism in Eukaryota, Metazoa, Chordata, Mammalia, Pilosa, Megalonychidae. Gene Ontology annotation, molecular function: aspartic-type endopeptidase activity. Gene Ontology annotation, cellular component: trans-Golgi network; membrane; endosome. The record is from RefSeq and is a predicted model, not a curated record. Gene Ontology annotation, biological process: membrane protein ectodomain proteolysis; amyloid-beta metabolic process. Bases 487 to 1992 code for a protein of 501 amino acids.
CGCCGCCACAAGUCUUUCCGCCUCCCCAGGCUGCCUGGGAGCUGGGAGCUGGAUUAUGGUGGCCUGAGCAGCAAACGCAGCCGCAGGAGCCCGGAGCCCCCGGCCCCUUCCCCACACUGCCGACCCCGCCAGGAGGCCAAAGAAAGGAGCAGCUGCCGACCUGCCAUGCCCACUUCUCCCAGCCUCCCGUGGGACCCAAGCCACCCUCUCCCAGGUGACUGCUGAGGCUGGACGCCGCCGACUAGAUGUAGCCAAAGGCUCCCGCAACUUCUCUCUCCCUUCUCUCCUUCUCUGCGGAUUUCUCCAGCCUGAUCACCACAGCCCGGACCAGGGACUGGCUGAGGGGCCUGCAGGCUCCGGACUCCUGAUGCCUCAAAGCUCACCUUCCUGAGGAGUCGCCACCACCACCACCCAGAGUUGGGAGGAGACAACAAGGACAGACGUGGGCCAGCGUGAGCCCAGAGGGCCUGCAGGCCAGGGCCCACCAUGGCUCGGGUCCUGCCCUGGCUCCUGCUGUGGGUGGGCUCAGGGGUGCUGCCUGCCCACUGCACCCAGCACGGCAUCCGUCUGCCCCUGCGAAGCGGGCUGGGGGUGGCACCCCUGGGGCUCCGGCUGCCCCGGGAGACCGACGAGGAGCCAGAGGAGCCCAGCCAGAGGGGCAGCUUCGUGGAGAUGGUGGACAACCUGAGGGGCAAGUCGGGUCAGGGCUACUAUGUGGAGAUGACCGUGGGCAGCCCCCCGCAGACGCUCAACAUCCUAGUGGACACUGGCAGCAGUAACUUUGCAGUGGGGGCUGCCCCCCACCCUUUCCUGCAUCGCUACUACCAGAGGCAGCUGUCCAGCACGUAUCGGGACCUCCGGAAGGGCGUGUAUGUGCCCUACACACAGGGCAAGUGGGAGGGAGAGCUGGGCACUGACCUGGUGAGCAUCCCCCAUGGCCCCAACGUCACUGUGCGUGCCAACAUUGCUGCCAUCACUGAAUCAGACAAGUUCUUCAUCAAUGGCUCCAACUGGGAGGGCAUCCUGGGACUGGCCUAUGCUGAGAUUGCCAGGCCUGACGACUCCCUGGAGCCCUUCUUUGACUCCCUGGUAAAGCAGACCCACGUUCCCAACCUCUUCUCUCUGCAGCUCUGUGGCACUGGCUUCCCCCUCAAUCAGUCAGAAGUGCUGGCGUCGGUUGGAGGGAGCAUGAUCAUUGGGGGUAUUGACCACUCGCUAUACACAGGCAGUCUCUGGUACACACCCAUCCGGCGGGAAUGGUAUUAUGAGGUGAUCAUUGUGCGGGUGGAGAUCAAUGGACAAGAUCUGAAAAUGGACUGCAAGGAGUACAACUAUGACAAGAGCAUUGUGGAUAGUGGCACCACUAACCUUCGUCUGCCCAAGAAAGUGUUUGAAGCUGCAGUGAAAUCCAUCAAGGCAGCCUCCUCGACGGAGAAGUUCCCAGAUGGUUUUUGGCUAGGGGAGCAGCUGGUAUGCUGGCAAGUGGGAACUACCCCUUGGAACAUUUUCCCAGUCAUCUCACUUUACCUGAUGGGUGAAGUCACCAAUCAAUCCUUCCGCAUCACCAUCCUUCCACAGCAAUAUCUGCGGCCUGUGGAAGAUGUGGCCACGUCUCAAGAUGACUGUUACAAGUUUGCCAUCUCACAGUCAUCCACCGGCACUGUUAUGGGAGCUGUUAUCAUGGAGGGCUUCUAUGUUGUCUUUGAUCGGGCCCGAAAACGAAUUGGCUUUGCUGUCAGCGCUUGCCAUGUGCAUGACGAGUUCAGGACAGCAGCAGUGGAAGGCCCUUUUGUCACCCUGGACAUGGAAGACUGUGGCUACAACAUUCCACAGACAGAUGAAUCAACCCUCAUGACCAUAGCCUAUGUCAUGGCUGCCAUCUGCGCCCUCUUCAUGCUGCCACUCUGCCUCAUGGUGUGUCAGUGGCGCUGCCUCCGCUGUCUGCGCCAUCAGCACGAUGACUUUGCUGAUGACAUCUCCUUGCUGAAGUGAGAGGACCCAUGGAAGAAGACAGAUUCCACUGGAUGACAUCUGGGUGGUUCAACUUUGAACACAAGUAUGAGGCACAGAUGGCUCCUGUGGCCAGAGUACCUCAGGACCCUACCCAUCCACCAAAGGCCUCUGUUUUGACAGAAAAGGAAAAGCUGGCAAGGUGGGUUACAGGGAUGGUACCCUGUGAAAUAAGAGAGGGAAGAAAGAAGUGCUCUGCUGGUGGGAAUACUCUUGCUCACCUCAAACUAGAGGUGGGAAAUUCUGCUGCUUGAGACUGCACCCCUGAACCUUUGCCCACCGUUCCUUUAGAUUCUCCAACCCAAAGUAUCUUCCUUUUCUUAGUUCUGGAAGUACUGGUAACAUACCAGUUUUUUCCAGCAGGUGUCUCUGUGGUACACUGGCAAAGGAAGGGCCAAUCUUCUUUCACUGCUGGCCAAAGUCAGUAGGAGAGGAUGUACAGUUUGCUGUUCGCUUUAGAUAGGAACUGUAUAAACAAGCCUAAUACUGGUGCAAAGCCUGCCUCUUGAAUUAAACAAAAUUAAUUAGAUUGAAUAUUUUUAAUAUGGGGGAGGUCAGGAAGAGGAAAAGGAAAGGGGAUGCAAAGACAGGGAAAAGUAAGGAUCAAAGCUAGGAAAGGCAGAAUUAUAACCACUCGCCAGUCUCCAUUUUAGAUCUCGUUCCCUAGAUAGAAUCCAUCCCAUAAGAUGGGUGUUGCUUCCUGAUGGUUUCUUUUCUAUGGUUGCAGCCUGACCAAAAGUGAGAUGGGAAGGGCUUAUCUAGCCAAAGAGCUCUUUUUAGCUCUCUUAAAUGAAAAAUGCCCACUAAAAAGUUUCAUCUAACAAAUGACUUUCUACCUUAUUAAUUCCACUUGUCUCUAUCUGAACCCUUUAUUCUACACAUGCUAUGCAGCACUGAAACAUCCUAACCUGCUAUAGCAGAGCUGGGCUUUGUUUCCUUGUCAAAGGUUCAGUCCCUCCCCCAACUCCCUCUUCCUCUGGAGCUCUGCAGCCAAGGUGCUAAGAGGAAUAGGUAAGAGACCUCUCCUACCUAAUCCUUGAGAGCAGAAUCCUACAUAUUCAUUCAAUAGAUAAAGGGUUGAUGCCCUACACCUCUGCCUGGAUUUCUUUUUGUUCAGCUGUAAGUGCUAAGUUUUUUAUAUACUACAGAUUGGGUUCCUUGCCUCUCAUCCUCUCUGGUGUCCCUUCCAUGUACUUGGCUUAAGGCAUCCCAUAAUGGCAUUAGUAUUAUACCAGGAGUGCCAGAAACACAGGGCUUUCUGGCUCUAGCAUCAUCACUUCAGUAUCAAGGCUGCUUGGAGAAGGGAUGGCAGCCACAGGGCUUCCUUAUUUCCUUCACCACAAAAGCCUCUCAAUGGAGACCAUCCUUUUUCCCUGUCCUGCUUUCUACACCCCACUCCAGACAGUACUUGAGUACCCAGGCUGGCACUUGGGCUAGGUAGUGGGGACCAAGUUCGAUUCUAACACAGCAACUAUAGUACCAGUGUUAGUGGAAGAGCUGAAUUUUCCUGAUAGGCACACUGCAUCCUGUUCCUAUUUGGUCAGCACACUGCUUCCAGGUAUGGGACAUGCCUAGUGUGAGAUCACCUGAUGAGGAAAAGGAACACAAGGAGGGCCUCUAAAGUUCCUGGCCUCAGCCAGCUGCCCACAAGCCAUAAACCAAUAAAACAAGAAUACUGAAGUCACAGCUUUUUAUCUGGGUUCUCUUCAUUCCCAUUACACUUGGUGCUGCUUUGGCUGACUGGGAACACCCCACACCACAUAGCCUGACAUACCACACCACAAAGACUGACAGGAAGAUGAAACUGUCCAUUCCCAGCUUGGAACUUCCUAUGUAAAUAAACUUCCAGAAAGGAAAAUGUCAUAUUCGGCUUUAUGAUUUCUACCCAUGUUGGGGGAAGCUGGCUUUUUUCCAGCUCGUUCCAGGACAUACAAUCAACCCCUUUAUUAGUAAAUUCCAUUGUCAUGUUAUCUUUUUUUUUUUUUUUUUUUAGAGAAAACUGGUUGUACUUUUUCUUUUUACAGUUACUUCCUUUCUACCCUGAAACUAUGAAUUUUAAGUGUAAAAAAAACAAAACAAAGUUGACAACAGCUUCUUGCUUGUAAAAAUAUGUAUUAUAUAUCUCUAUUUUUAAAUUCUACUCCUGAAAAAUGACUGUCUCAUCUCCACUCACCUCAUUUGGGGCCUUUCCCAUUGGUCUGCAUGGUUUUACCUUGCAGACCAGUGGACAGAGGGAAAAGGGAGAACAAUGAUGGCCAAAACUUAAGGGUUCCUUUCUAAUUGUUCCUGAACAAGAAAGAGAAAAGAGCAACAAUGAGGCCCCAGCUCCCAAACACAACUCUCCAAAACACUUGUCCUCCUGCUAUAGUUGGCUUUCCGGGUGGGGUUGGUGUUUACUAAGAAGCAGUUAAACCUCCCUAUUCACCUCUUCCUUUUUUUCUCUCUCUACUCCUGUGGCUUCAAGGACUUUUGGAAAAGAAACAGAAUCUUUUUACACUCACCUCUAAUUUCUACAUGUUCAGGGAAUACUGAAAAAUAGUGCAUGUGGCUCCUUUUUUUCUCUCUCUACUCCUGUGGCUUCAAGGACUUUUGGAAAAGAAACAGAAUCUUUUUACACUCACCUCUAAUUUCUACAUGUUCAGGGAAUACUGAAAAAUAGUGCAUGUGGCCUAAAGGCUGCUGAAAAGUUGAGGGGGGAGAGAAUCUUUGAUUACAAGAUUAAAAAAAUGAAAAGAAUAAAGGAAUGGCCUUCCAUUUUGCCAUAGUUCCUAUCAAUGACAACUACUAAACUGAAGACAUUAAUAUUUCAUUAACCAUAGAAGUGGUCAUCUGACUUCUACAGCAGUGGAGUACUAAGGCCAUUUCCAUUUCAAUCACCCUUCUAGAUGUCAAGGAGGACCCAGGAAGUCCAGCUGCUUAAACUGAUGCUAGUCAAUAAACCUGGGCAAGUAAGGCAAGAGAAGAGAAAGAGUACCUCCAUGAGCUGAGAGGCAAGGAUGAAAGAUAAUGAAGGGAAAGAGUAACGAAGACAGAGAGGCAUUUCCAGGUCUCCGAAUGGGAAAAAUUCAACUGAUGUCAAUAUAAUGAUGUCCUUCCCCUGGAGUCACUUUUUUCUUUUUGAUUAACAGUUUUUACUUGGUUAAAUACAAAGAGAAGGGAGCUGAAGCCAUUUCCUAUCAGAGUAAAGAUAAAAGGAUAGGAAAAGAUUCAAAGCUCUAAUAGAAUCACAGCAUUCCCAGGUAUGAAACCUAAAAAUCAGAAGCUCAAUAAGCAUAAGUGGAUAAAAUGAUCCAGUUCCAUACAGCUAUCCACAGAACAAAGAAUUUAUAAACGUGAAAUCCAACCUCCUUUCUUCAUAUCACUCUGGUCUCCGUUUUUCCCAGAACAGGAAACAAGUCUCCCAUAGCUUUUUUUGUUUCAAAAAAGUUAAAACAGCAUCCAAGAUCAUUCUGUAAGUAAUUGUACACAGACAUCUCCUCACCCCAGUGCCUGCCUGGAGCUCACCAAGGUCACCAAACAACUUGGUUGUGAACCAACUGCCUUAACCUUCAAGGGGGAGGGGAGUUAGCUAGACUAGGAGACCAGAAGUGAAAAAGGAGUGAGGAUUUCACAAGGUUGAUCUGUCAGAGCUUGGCUAGCCAAGUCAGUGGUGGCAAGGGAUAGCUUGGCCCAGAAAAAACCUGUGGCUUGUGCCAGUUUCUAAAUGGAUGUCUGUAACCAGGAAGUAGGGUGGACAGAAGAUUCUGGGGCGAAAUGGGACCUGGUUAUGUUGUUAUUCUUGGAUUGUGUACUUUGCUGAUGUAAAACAGAAUAUUCUGUAAAUCCAAUGUCUUGUACAAACAAUGAGCAUUAACACAGUAAAAUAUUCAAUGAAAAGUCAAA